Nerophis ophidion (straightnose pipefish) is the source of this 16002-nucleotide messenger RNA. Its product is annotated as ATP-sensitive inward rectifier potassium channel 15-like. NCBI's taxonomy places the organism in Eukaryota, Metazoa, Chordata, Actinopteri, Syngnathiformes, Syngnathidae. The transcript is spliced from 3 exons. The coding region runs from base 267 to 1277 and encodes 336 amino acids. Gene Ontology annotation, molecular function: inward rectifier potassium channel activity. Gene Ontology annotation, biological process: regulation of monoatomic ion transmembrane transport; potassium ion import across plasma membrane. Gene Ontology annotation, cellular component: plasma membrane. The record is from RefSeq and is a predicted model, not a curated record.
AAACUGAACACAGGUGACCUUCAGAGAACAAUUGGCUCCAUAAAUCUGGGCGAGUGUGUCAAGCCACAACAGACUUUAAAAGAAGCAGCAACAAGACUUGAGGCACCGGCGGACUAGUGGACAGUUCACUUAACACAAACAAGACCUGAAGUCGUCUACGGGUGCACUGUGGUGGACAAGAGCAAAAAAAAAAAACACCUGACAGUAGUCAGUGCUCGGACGAUGCGGAAGUGAAAGCGGGAGGUCCCUCUGAGACAAGCAGCGUGAUGGCGGUCAAGAAGGUGCGGCGGAGGAUCGUGUCCAAAGACGGACGCAACCAGGUCCACAUCGACAACGUGGAGGGCAUGGUCAAGCUGUACCUCCACGACAUCUGGACCACGGUGGUGGACAUGAAGUGGCGCUACAAGCUCACUCUGUUCGCCUCCACCUUCGUCAUCACCUGGUUCAUCUUCGGCGUGCUCUUCUACUUCAUCAGCAUGGGCAAUGGGGACCUGGAGGCCACGCUGCCCUCCAACCACACGCCGUGUCUGGAGAACGUCAAGACCUUCACCGGCGCCUUCCUCUUCUCGCUGGAAUCGCAGACCACCAUAGGGUACGGCUUCCGCUACAUCACGGAGGAGUGCCCGCUGGCCAUCUUCACGCUGGUGGCCCAGCUGGUCAUCACGGGUCUGGCCGAGAUCUUCGUCACCGGAGCCUUCCUGGCCAAGCUGGCCCGGCCCAAGAAGCGGGCGGAGACCAUCAAGUUCAGCCAGUCGGCGGUGGUCUGCCGCCGCCAGGGCCAGCUGUGCCUGAUGGUGAGGGUGGCCAACAUGAGGAAGAGCCUGCUGAUCCAGUGCCAGCUCACAGGGAAGAUCCUGCACUCCUACGUCACCCAGGAGGGCGAGAAGACCCAGGUGCACCAAACCUCGCUGGACUUCUUCAUGGACUCCAGCAGCGAGUGCCCCUUCCUCAUCCUGCCGCUCACCUUCUACCACAUUCUGGACGAGCGCAGCCCGCUAGCGGACUUGACCGCCGACAACCUGCAGAGUCGAGACUUCGAGCUGCUGGUGACCCUCAACGGCACCAUGGAGUCCACCGCCGCCACGUGCCAGAGCCGCACGUCCUACAUCCCCCAGGAGAUCCUGUGGGGCUACGAGUUCAAGCCCGUGCUCUUCAGCACCCCCAGUGGCCGCUACGUGGCCGAUUUCAACUUCUUCGAUAAAGUGCAAGCGAGCGCCGACGCCACCUUCCCCAACAACGGCGAGAAGCUAAAACUGGAGGAGGACUACAAGAGAUAGGGACUGAAUCGGGAAAUGCUACGCCAGUUGAGGUCUAAGGCAGUGGUUCUUAACCUUGUUGGAGGUACCGAACCACACCAGUUUCAUAUUCACAUUCACCGAACCCUUCUUUUGUGAAAAAUAAAAUGUUUUUUUUUCAAAUUCAAGACAAAGUUAUAUGUUUUUGGUUAUACUUUAUUAUGGGAAACAAAUUCUAAGUAACAAAGACUGAAUUUAGAGUUAUUUGGACACUAGGGGAACAUAUUCUAAGUAAUAAAGACUUAAUUUAGCGUUAUUUGGACACUAGGGGAACAUAUUGUAAUUAACAAAGACCUAAUAUAGAGUUAUUUGGAGACUAGGGGAACAUAUUCUAAGUAAUAAAGACUUAAUUUAAAAAUAUUUGGAAACUAGGGGAACAUAUUCUAAGUAACAAAGACUUAAUUUAGAGUUAUUUGAACACUAGGGGAUCAUAUUUUAAGUUAAAAAAGACUUAAUUUAGAGUUAUUUGGACACUAGGGGAACAUAUUCUAAGUUAAAAAUACUUAAUUUAGAGUUAUUUGGACACUAGGGGAACAUAUAAGUAACAAAGACUUAAUUUAAAGUUAUUUGGACACUAGGGGAACAUAUUCUAAGUAACAAAGACUUAAUUUAGAGUUAUUUGGACACUAGGGGAACAUAUAAGUAACAAAGACUUAAUUUAGAGUUAUUUGGACACUAGGGGAACAUAUUCCAAGUAACAAAGACUUAAUUUAGAGUUAUUUGGACACUAGAGGAACAUAUAAGUAAAAAAGACUUAAUUUAGAGUUAUUUGGACACUAGGGGAACAUAUUCUUUGUAACAAACACUUAAUUUAGAGUUAUUUAGACACUAAGGGAACAUAUUCUAAGUAACAGAGACUUAAUUUAAAGUUAUUUGGACACUAGGGGAACAUAUUCUAAGUUAAAAAGAAUUAAUUUAGAGUUAUUUGGACACCAGGGGAACAUAUUCUAAGUUAAAAAGAAUUAAUUUUGAGUUAUUUGGACACUAGGGGAACAUAUUCUAUGUAACAAACACUUAAUUUAGAGUUAUUUAGACACUAGGGGAACAUAUUCUAAGUAACAGAGACUUAAUUUAGAGUUAUUUGGACACUAGGGGAACAUAUUCUAAGUAACAAAAACUUAAUUUAGCGUUAUUUGGACACUAGGGGAACAUAUUGUAAUUAACAAAGACCUAAUAUAGAGUUAUUUGGACACUAGGGGAACAUAUUCUAAGUAAUAAAGACUUAAUUUAAAAAUAUUUGGACACUAGGGGAACAUAUUCUAAGUAACAAAGACUUAAUUUAGAGUUAUUUGGACACCAGGGGAACAUAUUUUAAGUUACAAACACUUAAUUUAGAGUUAUUUGGACACUAGGGGAACAUAUUCUAAGUAAUAAAGACUUAAUUUAGCGUUAUUUGGACACUAGGGGAACAUAUUGUAAUUAACAAAGACCUAAUAUAGAGUUAUUUGGAGACUAGGGGAACAUAUUCUAAGUAAUAAAGACUUAAUUUAAAAAUAUUUGGAAACUAGGGGAACAUAUUCUAAGUAACAAAGACUUAAUUUAGAGUUAUUUGAACACUAGGGGAUCAUAUUUUAAGUUAAAAAAGACUUAAUUUAGAGUUAUUUGGACACUAGGGGAACAUAUUCUAAGUUAAAAAUACUUAAUUUAGAGUUAUUUGGACACUAGGGGAACAUAUAAGUAACAAAGACUUAAUUUAAAGUUAUUUGGACACUAGGGGAACAUAUUCUAAGUAACAAAGACUUAAUUUAGAGUUAUUUGGACACUAGGGGAACAUAUAAGUAACAAAGACUUAAUUUAGAGUUAUUUGGACACUAGGGGAACAUAUUCUAAGUAACAAAGACUUAAUUUAGAGUUAUUUGGACACUAGGGGAACAUAUAAGUAAAAAAAGACUUAAUUUAGAGUUAUUUGGACACUAGGGGAACAUAUUCUAAGUAACAAAGACUUAAUUUAGAGUUAUUUGGACACUAGGGGAACAUAUUCUAAGUUAAAAAGAAUUAAUUUUGAGUUAUUUGGACACUAGGGGAACAUAUUCUUUGUAACAAACACUUAAUUUAGAGUUAUUUAGACACUAGGGGAACAUAUUCUAAGUAACAGAGACUUAAUUUAGAGUUAUUUGGACACUAGGGGAACAUAUUCUAAGUUAAAAAGAAUUAAUUUAGAGUUAUUUGGACACCAGGGGAACAUAUUCUAAGUUGAAAAGAAUUAAUUUUGAGUUAUUUGGACACUAGGGGAACAUAUUCUAUGUAACAAACACUUAAUUUAGAGUUAUUUAGACACUAGGGGAACAUAUUCUAAGUAACAGAGACUUAAUUUAGAGUUAUUUGGACACUAGGGGAACAUAUUCUAAGUAACAAAGACUUAAUUUAGAGUUAUUUGGACACUAGGGGAAAAUAGUCUAAGUAAUAAAGACCUAAUUUAGAGUUAUUUGGACACUAGGGGAACAUAUUCUAGGUUAAAAAGACUUAAUGUAGAGUUAUUUGGACACUAGGGGAACAUAUUUUAAGUAACAAAGACUUAAUUCAGAGUUAUUUGGACACUAGGGGAACAUAUUCUAAGUUAAAAAGACUUACUUUAGAGUUAUUUGGACACUAGGGGAACAUAUUCUAAGUAAUACAGACUUAAUUUAGAGUUAUUUGGACACUAGGAGAACAUAUUUAAGUAACAAAGACCUAAUUUAGAGUUAUUUGGACACUAGGGGAACAUAGUCAAAGUAACAAAGACGUAUUUUAGAGUUAUUUAGACACUAGGGGAACAUAUUCUAAGUUAAAAAGACUUAUUUUAGAGUUAUUUGGACACUAAGGGAACAUAUUGUAAUUAACAAAGACCUAAUAUAGAGUUAUUUGGACACUAAGGGAACAUAUUCUAAGUUAAAAAUAUUUAAUUUAGAGUUAUUUAGACACUAGGGGAACAUAUUCUAAGUUAAAAAGACUUAAUUUAGAGUUAUUUGGACACUAGGGGAACAUAUUCUAAGUUAAAAAGACUUAAUUUAGAGUUAUUUAGGCACUAGAGGAACAUAUUCUAAGUUAAAAAGACUUAAUUUAGAGUUAUUUAGACACUAGGGGAACAUAUUGUAAUUAACAAAGACCUAAUAUAGAGUUAUUUGGACACUAAGGGAACAUAUUCUAAGUUAAAAAUAUUUAAUUUAGAGUUAUUUAGACACUAGGGGAACAUAUUCUAAGUUAAAAAGACUUAAUUUAGAGUUAUUUGGACACUAGGGGAACAUAUUCUAAGUUAAAAAGACUUAAUUUAGAGUUAUUUGGACACUAGGGGAACAUAUUCUUUGUAACAAACACUUAAUUUAGAGUUAUUUAGACACUAGGGGAACAUAUUCUAAGUAACAGAGACUUAAUUUAGAGUUAUUUGGACACUAGGGAACAUAUUCUAAUUUAAAAAGAAUUAAUUUAGAGUUAUUUGGACACCAGGGGAACAUAUUCUAAGUUAAAAAGAAUUAAUUUUGAGUUAUUUGGACACUAGGGGAACAUAUUCUAUGUAACAAACACUUAAUUUAGAGUUAUUUAGACACUAGGGGAACAUAUUCUAAGUAACAGAGACUUAAUUUAGAGUUAUUUGGACACUAGGGGAACAUAUUCAAAGUUAAAAAUACUUAAUUUAGAGUUAUUUGGACACUAGGGGAACAUAUUCUAGGUUAAAAAGACUUAAUGUAGAGUUAUUUGGACACUAGGGGAACAUAUUCUAAGUAACAAAGACUUAAUUUAGAGUUAUUUAGACACUAGGGGAACAUAUUCAAAGUUAAAAAGACUUAAUUUAGAGUUAUUUGGACACUAGGGGAACAUAUUCUAGGUUAAAAAGACUUAAUGUAGAGUUAUUUGGACACUAGGGGAACAUAUUUUAAGUAACAAAGACUUAAUUCAGAGUUAUUUGGACACUAGGGGAACAUAUUCUAAGUUAAAAAGACUUACUUUAGAGUUAUUUGGACACUAGGGGAACAUAUUCUAAGUAAUAGAGACUUAAUUUAGAGUUAUUUGGACACUAGGGGAACAUAUUCAAAGUUAAAAAGACUUAAUUUAGAGUUAUUUGGACACUAGGGGAACAUAUUCUAGGUUAAAAAGACUUAAUGUAGAGUUAUUUGGACACUAGGGGAACAUAUUUUAAGUAACAAAGACUUAAUUCAGAGUUAUUUGGACACUAGGGGAACAUAUUCUAAGUUAAAAAGACUUACUUUAGAGUUAUUUGGACACUAGGGGAACAUAUUCUAAGUAAUAGAGACUUAAUUUAGAGUUAUUUGGACACUAGGGGAACAUAUUUAAGUAACAAAGACCUAAUUUAGAGUUAUUUGGACACUAGGGGAACAUAGUCAAAGUAACAAAGACGUAUUUUAGAGUUAUUUAGACACUAGGGGAACAUAUUCUAAGUUAAAAAGACUUAAUUUAGAGUUAUUUGGACACUAAGGGAACAUAUUCUAAGUAAUAAAGACUUAAUUUAAAAAUAUUUGGAAAUCAGGGGAACAUAUUCUAAGUAACAAAGACUUAAUUUAGAGUUAUUUGGACACUAGGGGAACAUAUUCUAAGUUAAAAAUACUUUAUUUAGAGUUAUUUAGGCACUAGAGGAACAUAUUCUAAGUUAAAAAGACUUAAUUUAGAGUUAUUUAGACACUAGGGGAACAUAUUGUAAUUAACAAAGACCUAAUAUAGAGUUAUUUGGACACUAAGGGAACAUAUUCUAAGUUGAAAAUAUUUAAUUUAGAGUUAUUUAGACACUAGGGGAACAUAUUCUAAGUUAAAAAGACUUAAUUUAGAGUUAUUUGGACACUAGGGGAACAUAUUCUAAGUAACAAAGACCUAAUAUAGAGUUUUUUGGACACUAGGGGAACAUAUUCUAAGUAACAAAGACCUAAUAUAGAGUUAUUUGGAAACUAGGGGAACAUAUUCUAAGUAAUAAAGACUUAAUUUAGAGUUAUUUGGAAACUAGGGGAACAUAUUCUAAGUUAAAAAGAUUUAAUUUUGAGUUAUUUAGACACUAGGGGAACAUAUUGUAAGUUAAAAAGACUUAAUUUAGAGUUAUUUGGACACUAGGGGAACAUAUUCUUUGUAACAAACACUUAAUUUAGAGUUAUUUAGACACUAGGGGAACAUAUUCUAAGUAACAGAGACUUAAUUUAGAGUUAUUUGGACACUAGGGGAACAUAUUCUAAGUUAAAAAGAAUUAAUUUAGAGUUAUUUGGACACCAGGGGAACAUAUUCUAAGUUAAAAAGAAUUAAUUUUGAGUUAUUUGGACACUAGGGGAACAUAUUCUAUGUAACAAACACUUAAUUUAGAGUUAUUUAGACACUAGGGGAACAUAUUCUAUGUAACAAACACUUAAUUUAGAGUUAUUUAGACACUAGGGGAACAUAUUCUAAGUAACAGAGACUUAAUUUAGAGUUAUUUGGACACUAGGGGAAAAUAUUCUAAGUAACAAAGACUUAAUUUAGAGUUAUUUGGACACUAGGGGAAAAUAGUCUAAGUAAUAAAGACCUAAUUUAGAGUUAUUUGGACACUAGGGGAACAUAUUCUAAGUAACAAAGACUUAAUUUAGAGUUAUUUAGACACUAGGGGAACAUAUUCAAAGUUAAAAAUACUUAAUUUAGAGUUAUUUGGACACUAGGGGAACAUAUUCUAGGUUAAAAAGACUUAAUGUAGAGUUAUUUGGACACUAGGGGAACAUAUUUUAAGUAAUAAAGACUUAAUUCAGAGUUAUUUGGACACUAGGGGAACAUAUUCUAAGUUAAAAAGACUUACUUUAGAGUUAUUUGGACACUAGGGGAACAUACUCUAAGUAAUAGAGACUUAAUUUAGAGUUAUUUGGACACUAGGGGAACAUAUUUAAGUAACAAAGACCUAAUUUAGAGUUAUUUGGACACUAGGGGAACAUAGUCAAAGUAACAAAGACGUAUUUUAGAGUUAUUUAGACACUAGGGGAACAUAUUCUAAGUUAAAAAGACUUAAUCUAGAGUUAUUUGGACACUAGGGGAACAUAUUCUAAGUAAGAAAGACUUAAUUUAGAGUUAUUUGGAAACUAGGGGAACAUAUUCUAAGUUAAAAAUAUUUAAUUUAGAGUUAUUUAGACACUAGGGGAACAUAUUCAAAGUUAAAAAGACUUAAUUUAGAGUUAUUUGGACACUAGGGGAACAUAUUCUAGGUUAAAAAGACUUAAUGUAGAGUUAUUUGGACACUAGGUGAACAUAUUUUAAGUAACAAAGACUUAAUUCAGAGUUAUUUGGACACUAGGGGAACAUAUUCUAAGUUAAAAAGACUUACUUUAGAGUUAUUUGGACACUAGGGGAACAUAUUCUAAGUAAUAGAGACUUAAUUUAGAGUUAUUUGGACACUAGCGGAACAUAUUUAAGUAACAAAGACCUAAUUUAGAGUUAUUUGGACACUAGGGGAACAUAGUCAAAGUAACAAAGACGUAUUUUAGAGUUAUUUAGACACUAGGGGAACAUAUUCUAAGUUAAAAAGACUUAAUUUAGAGUUAUUUGGACACUAAGGGAACAUAUUGUAAUUAACAAAGACCUAAUAUAGAGUUAUUUGGACACUAGGGGAACAUAUUCUAAGUAAUAAAGACUUAAUUUAAAAAUAUUUGGAAAUCAGGGGAACAUAUUCUAAGUAACAAAGACUUAAUUUAGAGUUAUUUGGACACUAGGGGAACAUAUUCUAAGUUAAAAAUACUUUAUUUAGAGUUAUUUAGGCACUAGAGGAACAUAUUCUAAGUUAAAAAGACUUAAUUUAGAGUUAUUUAGACACUAGGGGAACAUAUUUUACUUAACAAAGACCUAAUAUAGAGUUAUUUGGACACUAAGGGAACAUAUUCAAAGUUAAAAAUAUUUAAUUUAGAGUUAUUUAGACACUAGGGGAACAUAUUCUAAGUUAAAAAGACUUAAUUUAGAGUUAUUUGGACACUAGGGGAACAUAUUCUAAGUAACAAAGACCUAAUAUAGAGUUUUUUGGACACUAGGGGAACAUAUUCUAAGUAACAAAGACCUAAUAUAGAGUUUUUUGGACACUAGGGGAACAUAUUCUAAGUAACAAAGACCUAAUAUAGAGUUAUUUGGACACUAGGGGAACAUAUUCUAAGUAAUAAAGACUUAAUUUAGAGUUAUUUGGAAACUAGGGGAACAUAUUCUAAGUUAAAAAGACUUAAUUUAGAGUUAUUUGGACACUAGGGGAACAUAUUCUAAGUAACAAAGACCUAAUAUAGAGUUUUUUGGACACUAGGGGAACAUAUUCUAAGUAACAAAGACCUAAUAUAGAGUUUUUUGGACACUAGGGGAACAUAUUCUAAGUAACAAAGACCUAAUAUAGAGUUAUUUGGACACUAGGGGAACAUAUUCUAAGUGACAGAGACUUAAUUUAGAGUUAUUUGGACACUAGGGGAACAUAUUCUAAGUGACAGAGACUUAAUUUAGAGUUAUUUGGACACUAGGGGAACAUAUUCUAAGUUAAAAAGAAUUAAUUUAGAGUUAUUUGGACACCAGGGGAACAUAUUCUAAGUUAAAAAGAAUUAAUUUUGAGUUAUUUGGACACUAGGGGAACAUAUUCUAUGUAACAAACACUUAAUUUAGAGUUAUUUAGACACUAGGGGAACAUAUUCUAAGUAACAGAGACUUAAUUUAGAGUUAUUUGGACACUAGGGGAACAUAUUCUAAGUAACAAAGACUUAAUUUAGAGUUAUUUGGACACUAGGGGAAAAUAGUCUAAGUAAUAAAGACCUAAUUUAGAGUUAUUUGGACACUAGGGGAACAUAUUCUAAGUAACAAAGACUUAAUUUAGAGUUAUUUAGACACUAGGGGAACAUAUUCAAAGUUAAAAAGACUUAAUUUAGAGUUAUUUGGACACUAGGGGAACAUAUUCUAGGUUAAAAAGACUUAAUGUAGAGUUAUUUGGACACUAGGGGAACAUAUUUUAAGUAACAAAGACUUAAUUCAGAGUUAUUUGGACACUAGGGGAACAUAUUCUAAGUUAAAAAGACUUACUUUAGAGUUAUUUGGACACUAGGGGAACAUAUUCUAAGUAAUAGAGACUUAAUUUAGAGUUAUUUGGACACUAGGGGAACAUAUUCUAAGUAACAAAGACCUAAUAUAGAGUUUUUUGGACACUAGGGGAACAUAUUCUAAGUAACAAAGACCUAAUAUAGAGUUUUUUGGACACUAGGGGAACAUAUUCUAAGUAACAAAGACCUAAUAUAGAGUUAUUUGGACACUAGGGGAACAUAUUCUAAGUGACAGAGACUUAAUUUAGAGUUAUUUGGACACUAGGGGAACAUAUUCUAAGUGACAGAGACUUAAUUUAGAGUUAUUUGGACACUAGGGGAACAUAUUCUAAGUUAAAAAGAAUUAAUUUAGAGUUAUUUGGACACCAGGGGAACAUAUUCUAAGUUAAAAAGAAUUAAUUUUGAGUUAUUUGGACACUAGGGGAACAUAUUCUAUGUAACAAACACUUAAUUUAGAGUUAUUUAGACACUAGGGGAACAUAUUCUAAGUAACAGAGACUUAAUUUAGAGUUAUUUGGACACUAGGGGAACAUAUUCUAAGUAACAAAGACUUAAUUUAGAGUUAUUUGGACACUAGGGGAAAAUAGUCUAAGUAAUAAAGACCUAAUUUAGAGUUAUUUGGACACUAGGGGAACAUAUUCUAAGUAACAAAGACUUAAUUUAGAGUUAUUUAGACACUAGGGGAACAUAUUCAAAGUUAAAAAGACUUAAUUUAGAGUUAUUUGGACACUAGGGGAACAUAUUCUAGGUUAAAAAGACUUAAUGUAGAGUUAUUUGGACACUAGGGGAACAUAUUUUAAGUAACAAAGACUUAAUUCAGAGUUAUUUGGACACUAGGGGAACAUAUUCUAAGUUAAAAAGACUUACUUUAGAGUUAUUUGGACACUAGGGGAACAUAUUCUAAGUAAUAGAGACUUAAUUUAGAGUUAUUUGGACACUAGGGGAACAUAUUUAAGUAACAAAGACCUAAUUUAGAGUUAUUUGGACACCAGGGGAACAUAGUCAAAGUAACAAAGACGUAUUUUAGAGUUAUUUAGACACUAGGGGAACAUAUUCUAAGUUAAAAAGACUUAAUUUAGAGUUAUUUGGACACUAAGGGAACAUAUUGUAAUUAACAAAGACCUAAUAUAGAGUUAUUUGGACACUAGGGGAACAUAUUCUAAGUAAUAAAGACUUAAUUUAAAAAUAUUUGGAAAUCAGGGGAACAUAUUCUAAGUAACAAAGACUUAAUUUAGAGUUAUUUGGACACUAGGGGAACAUAUUCUAAGUUAAAAAUACUUUAUUUAGAGUUAUUUAGGCACUAGAGGAACAUAUUCUAAGUUAAAAAGACUUAAUUUAGAGUUAUUUAGACACUAGGGGAACAUAUUGUAAUUAACAAAGACCUAAUAUAGAGUUAUUUGGACACUAAGGGAACAUAUUCUAAGUUAAAAAUAUUUAAUUUAGAGUUAUUUAGACACUAGGGGAACAUAUUCUAAGUUAAAAAGACUUAAUUUAGAGUUAUUUGGACACUAGGGGAACAUAUUCUAAGUAACAAAGACCUAAUAUAGAGUUUUUUGGACACUAGGGGAACAUAUUCUAAGUAAUAAAGACUUAAUUUAGAGUUAUUUGGAAACUAGGGGAACAUAUUCUAAGUUAAAAAGAUUUAAUUUAGAGUUAUUUAGACACUAGGGGAACAUAUUCUAAGUUAAAAAGACUUAAUUUAGAGUUAUUUGGACACUAGGGGGAACAUAUUCUAAGUAACAAAGACUUAAUUUAGAGUUAUUUGGUUAGGGUCAGGGUUAGAGGGUGUUAAUAAUCAACUAAUUAAUGGCGAAUAUGUUCCCCGUACUAGAGUGUUACCAUGGUUUUUUUUUACUGGUGCACAAAAUGAACCGUGCAUGAACAUCACCUUGUUCAAACAACAAAACCAACACAGUGCAUAAACUCACAACAAAUGACACACCUGCAAAUCAGUCAGCUGUUGCUGUAUCCGUAAUACGCCGAUAGGGAGAAGUUUGUAUUCAUACGAUGAGUCGGGUGUGUUUUGACCUCCGCCGACGAACCCCUGAGGCCGACUCACCGAACCCCUAGGGUUCGAUCGCACCCAGGUUAAGAACCACUGCUCUAAAGGCUGGAAUGUACUCUCGCAUCACUUAGCUUGUGUGGUUUGUUUAUAGCUCUUCUGCCGGAGCUGGCGUGUGACUUGCAAUUCUCUGGUGGACUAGCUUCCUCAAAGAGAGAACUUCCUGUGUGUAGUCGUGGUUGUAGUAAACCAGGGGUCGGGAACCUUUUUGGCUGAGAGAGCCAUGAAGGCCAAAUAUUUUAAAAUGUAUUUCCGUGUUCAACCACUGAUGAGAUUUAUUAAACAGACAAGAAGCAAGGAAUCAAACAGAGACCGGAUUCAAUUUAGCUCAAUGAGGAGAAAACGAGUAGACCUGUACCCUUGUAGUGUCGUCCCACGCUCUGACAAGAGAAUUCUACGCCUCCUCUUUUAUUUGGACUUUCCCGGAUUCCAACAACUAAAUCAGAAUCCGAAUCAGAAAUGUGUGCAUCUCUUAUUCUUUUGAACAACAUUUUUACUCUGAAGGUAACCAAUAAUAAAUAAAACACUUUUGACCAUUAAUGCGACUUCUUGAACAGGUCCAAUAGAAACGAAUGGAUGGAUUAAAAUGCAUGAGAAGGUUUUAUAUUUUGAACGUUAUUUUUAACACUGUGAUUACCAGCGGAAUUACUAAUUACUCAUCGUGUUAAAGGGGAACAUUAUCACAAUUUCUGAAGGGUUAAAACCAAUAAAAAUCAGUUCCCAGUGGCUUAUUUUAUUUUUCCAAGUUUUUCUCAAAAUUUUACCCAUCACGCAAUAUCCCGAAAAACGGCUUCAAAGUGCCUGAUUUUAACCGUCGUUAUAUCUGCCCGUCACAGCGUGAUCACACAGAAACAAACAUGGCGGAUAGCACAGAAAGGUGUAGCGAUAUUAGCUCGGAUUCAGACUCCAGCGCCAUAAGCGAUUGAACAAAUCACGCAUGUAUUGAAACGGAUGGUUGGAGUGUGGAGGCAGGUAGCGAAAACGAAAUUGAAGACAGCGGCACGGGAGGAAGCGAGGACGAAUUUGGUGAUCACCUUGCAACCAACGAUUGGUAUGUGUUUGUUUGGCAUUAAAUGAGGGAGGAGGAAAAGGCUGGAUGCAAAUAUACCUACAAAUGAAGCAUAAUGAUGCAAUAUGUACAUACAGCUAGCCUAAAUAACAUGUUAGCAUCGAUUAGCUUGCAGUCAUGCCGUGACCAUAUAUGUCUGAUUAGCACACUCCACAUAGGUCAAUAACAUCAACAAAACUCAUAUGUCCACACUUUCCUAUGUGAUUAAAUGAGAAUCUGUCCAGAUUUUUCUAUGUGAUUAAAUGAGAAUAUGUCCACAUUUUUCUAUAGGAUUAAAUAAGAAUCUGUCCGCAUUUUCCUAUGUGAUUAAAUGAGAAUCUGUCCACAUUUUUCUAUGGGAUUAAAUGAGAAUCUGUCCACAUUUUUCUAUGGGAUUAAAUGAGAAUCUGUCCACAUUUUUCUAUGGGAUUAAAUGAGAAUCUGUCCACAUUUUCCUAUGGGAUUAAGUGAGAAUAUGUCCACAUUUUUCUAUGUGAUUAAAUGAGAAUAUGUCCACAUUUUUCUAUGGGAUUAAAUGAGAAUCUGUCCACAUUUUUCUAUGGGAUUAAAUGAGAAUCUGUCCACAUUUUCGUAUGUGAUUAAAUGAGAAUCUGUCCACAUUUUCCUAUGGGAUUAAAUGAGAAUAUGUCCACAUUUUUCUAUGUGAUUAAAUGAGAAUAUGUCCACAUUUUUCUAUGGGAUUAAAUGAGAAUCUGUCCACAUUUUUCUAUGGGAUUAAAUGAGAAUAUGUCCACAUUUUUCUAUGUGAUUAAAUGAGAAUAUGUCCACAUUUUUAUAAGGGAUUAAAUAAGAAUCUGUCCACAUUUUCCUAUGUGAUUAAAUGAGAAUCUGUCCACAUUUUUCUAUGGGAUUAAAUGAGAAUAUGUCCAUAUUUGCUAUGGGAUUAAAUGAGAAUAUAUCCAAAAUUUCCCGGGAUUAAAUGAGAAUAUGUCCAAAAUUUUUCUUUGUGAUCAAAUGAGAAAAUGUCCAAGGGUUCUUACGUGAUUAAACAAGAAUAUGAUCAAAAUUUCUAAUGUGAUUAAAUGAGAAUCUGUCCAUUUUUUUCCCAUGGGAUUAAAUGAGAAUAUGUCCAAACGUUCUAACGUGAUUAAACAAGAAUAUAAUCAACAUUUCUAAUGUGAUUAAAUUAGUAUAUGUCCACACUUUCCUAUGUGAUUAAAUGAGAAUAUGUCCACAUUUUUCUAUGGGAUUAAAUGAGAAUAUGUCCACAUUUUUUAUGGGAUUAAAUGAGAAUAUGUCCACAUUUUUCUAUGGGAUUAAAUGAGAAUAUGUCCACAUUUUUCUAUGGGAUUAAAUGAGAAUAUGUCCACAUUUUUUAUGGGAUUAAAUGACAAUAUGUCCACAUUUUUCUAAGGCAUUAAAUGAGAAUAUGUCCACAUUUUCCUAUGUGAUUAAAUGAGAAUAUGUCCACAUUUUUCUAUGGGAUUAAAUGAGAAUCUGUCCACAUUUUUUAUGGGAUUAAAUGAGAAUAUGUCCACAUUUUUCUAAGGCAUUAAAUGAGAAUAUGUCCACAUUUUCCUAUGUGAUUAAAUGAGAAUAUGUCCACCUUUUUCCAUGUGAUUAAAUGAGAAUCUGUCCACAUUUUUCUAUGGGAUUAAAUGAGAAUCUGUCCACAUUUUUCUAAGGGAUUAAAUGAGAAUAUGUCCACAUUUUUCUAUGGGAUUAAAUGAGAAUAUGUCCACAUUUUUCUAUGGGAUUAAAUGAGAAUAUGUCCACAUUUUUUAUGGGAUUAAAUGAGAAUAUGUCCACAUUUUUCUAUGGGAUUAAAUGAGAAUAUGUCCACAUUUUUCUAUGGGAUUAAAUGAGGAUAUGUCCACAUUUUUCUAUGAGAUUAAAUGAGAAUCUGUCCACAUUUUUCUAUGGGAUUAAAUGAGAAUCUGUCCACAUUUUUCUAUGGGAUUAAAUGAGAAUAUGUCCACAUUUUUUAUGGGAUUAAAUGAGAAUAUGUCCACAUUUUUCUAUGGGAUUAAAUGAGAAUAUGUCCACAUUUUUCUAUGGGAUUAAAUGAGAUAAUGUCCACGUUUUUCUAUGGGAUUAAAUGAGAAUCUGUCCACAUUUUUCUAUGGGAUUAAAUGAGAAUAUGUCCACAUUUUCCUAUGUGAUUAAAUGAGAAUCUGUCCACAUUUUUCUAUGGGAUUAAAUGAGAAUCUGUCCACAUUUUUCUAUGGGAUUAAAUGAGAAUAUGUACACAUUUUUCUAUGGGAUUAAAUGAGAAUAUAUCCAAAAUUUCCUGGGAUUAAAUGAGAAUAUGUCCAAAAUUUUUCUUUGUGAUCAAAUGAGAAAAUGUCCAUGGGUUCUUACGUGAUUAAACAAGAAUAUGAUCAAAAUUUCUAAUGUGAUUAAAUGAGAAUCUGUCCAUUUUUUCCCAUGGGAUUAAAUGAGAACGUGUCCAAAUUUUCCUACGUGAUUAAAUGGCAGUAUGUCCAAACGUUUUUAUGGGAUAAAAUGAGAAUAUGUCCACAUUUUUCUAUGGGAUUAAAUGAGAAUCUGUCCACAUUUUUCUAUGGGAUUAAACGAGAAUAUGUCCACAUUUUUCUAUGGGAUUAAAUGAGAAUAUGUCCACAUUUUUCUAUGGGAUUAAAUGAGAAUAUAUCCAAAAUUUCCUGGGAUUAAAUGAGAAUAUGUCCACAUUUUUCCAUGGGAUUAAAUGAGAAUAUAUCCAAAAUUUCCUGGUAUCAAAUGAGAAAAUGUCCAUGGGUUCUUACGUGAUUAAACAAGAAUAUGAUCAAAAUUUUGUAAUGUGAUUAAAUGAGAAUCUGUCCAUUUUUUUCCAUGGGAUUAAAUGGCAGUAUGUCCAAACAUUUUUAUGGGAUAAAAUGAGAAUAUGUCCAGAUUUUUCUAAGGGAUUAAAUGAGAAUCUGUCCACAUUUUUCUAUGGGAUUAAAUGAGAAUAUGUCCACAUAUUUCUAUGGGAUUAAAUGAGGAUAUGUCCAUAUUUGCUAUGGGAUUAAAUGAGAAUAUAUCCAAAAUUUCCUGGGAUUAAAUGAGAAUAUGUCCAACAUUUUCUUUGUGAUCAAAUGAGAAAAUGUCCAAGGGUUCUUACGUGAUUAAACAAGAAUAUGAUCAAAAUUUCUAAUGUGAUUAAAUGAGAAUAUGUCCAAACGUUCUAACGUGAUUAAACAAGAAUAUAAUCAACAUUUCUAAUGUGAUUAAAUUAGUAUAUGUCCACACUUUCCUAUGUGAUUAAAUGAGAAUAUGUCCAUAUUUUUCUAUGGGAUUAAAUGAGAACAUGUCCAAAUUUCCUAUGUGAUUAAAUGGCAAUAUGUCCCAAAUUUUCUUUGGGAUUAAAUUAGAAUGUCCAGACUUUUCUUUGGGAUUAAAUUAGAAUGUCCAGACUUUUCUUUGGGAUUACAUGAGAAUAUGUCCAAACGUUUCGAUGUGAUUAAACAAGAAGUUGUUCAACUGUUCUUUGGGAUUUAAUGAGAAUAUGUCCACACUUUCCUAUGCGAUUAAAAGAGAAUCUGUCCAAAUUUUUCAAUGGGAUUAAAUGAGAAUAUGUUCAAACUUUCCUAUGUGAUUAAAUGAUGUCCAAAUGUUCCUUUGUGAUUAAAGGGCAAUAUGUCCAAACUUUUCUAUGGGAUUAAA